GCUGUCCUGGGAGCGAGGAGGCUGUGGUGAGAGACGGACGGAGACCGGAGAUGUUUUCAAGCCCGGCCUCCGCGGCGUUCGUGGCGGUUGCAGCGGCGACGAAGACAACGAUAGCGACGGCAACACCGAGGCACUCGUUCAGGGGGUAAACCCUCCUGCACCGAUCGUGCCUCGGGUCCGUGAGGGUGAGGGGGGCGUGGCGACUGGCGAGGAGGAAGGAGGGGCGCGGUUUCGAGCCCCGUCCCCGGCGCUUGGGAGGAGAUCCCCUCAGUUCUGCGCUGCUCCCGUCCCCCCUCUCCAGAGCAAGAUCCAGGAUGAGAAGACUGAUAAAAGAAGAAGCUAGCUGAACAGCUAUAAGAUGCCCAAAUCUGGGUUCACAAAACCAGUUCAGAGUGAAAAUUCUGACAGUGACAGCAAUAUGGUAGAAAAACCAUAUGGAAGAAAGAGUAAAGACAAGAUUGCAUCAUAUAGUAAAACUCCAAAAAUUGACCGAAGUGAUGUGGGCAAGGAGAUGAAAGAGAAAUCAUCCAUGAAACGUAAACUUCCUUUUACCAUUAGCCCAUCAAGAAAUGAAGAACGAGAUUCAGACACAGAUUCAGAUCCAGGACAUACAAGUGAAAAUUGGGGGGAGAGACUUAUAUCUUCUUACAGGACAUACUCAGAGAAAGAAGGUCCAGAAAAGAAGAAAACAAAAAAGGAAGCUGGAAAUAAGAAGUCCACACCAGUUAGCAUUCUUUUUGGUUAUCCACUCUCUGAGCGGAAGCAGAUGGCACUUCUUAUGCAGAUGACGGCAAGAGACAACAGUCCAGAUUCUACACCAAAUCAUCCAUCACAAACAACACCAGCCCAGAAGAAAACUCCCAGUUCCUCAUCUCGACAAAAAGAUAAAGUUAAUAAAAGAAAUGAACGUGGUGAAACUCCUUUACACAUGGCAGCUAUUCGAGGAGAUGUGAAACAAGUCAAAGAAUUAAUAAGUUUAGGGGCAAAUGUGAAUGUGAAAGAUUUUGCAGGCUGGACACCACUGCAUGAAGCUUGCAACGUUGGAUAUUACGAUGUUGCUAAGAUACUUAUAGCAGCUGGAGCAGAUGUUAACACACAAGGAUUAGAUGAUGACACUCCACUCCAUGAUUCUGCUAGCAGUGGGCACAGAGAUAUAGUGAAACUGUUACUUCGUCAUGGUGGAAAUCCAUUUCAAGCUAAUAAACACGGGGAGCGUCCAGUGGAUGUAGCAGAGACAGAGGAGUUGGAAUUGCUGCUAAAAAGAGAGGUGCCUUUAUCUGAUGAUGAUGAAAGUUACACAGAUUCUGAAGAGGCUCGGUCUGUAAAUCCUUCCAGUGUUGAUGAAAAUAUUGACUCUGAGACAGAGAAAGACUCUCUCAUCUGUGAAAGUAAACAGAUAAUUCCCAGUAAAGCACCUCUUCCAUCUGCUCUUGAUGAAUAUGAGUUCAAAGAUGAUGAUGAUGAAGAAAUAAAUAAAAUGAUUGAUGACAGACAUAUUCUUAGGAAAGAGCUACGAAAAGAGAAUGAAGCUGAAGUAGAAAAGAAUAGUUUAUUUACAAAACAGGAGAAAGCUUUCUAUCCUAAAUCAUUUAAAAGUAAAAAACAAAAACCAUCUAGAGUUUUAUAUUCAAGUUCUGAAAGUUCAGAUGAAGAAAUUCUUCAGAAUAAAAAGGUUUCUGCUCCAUGUUCUCUCCCUGAAACAUCAAAUUCUGAUACACAAACCAAAAAGGAAUAUGGAGUUUCAAAUGAACACAAACAGAAAGGCAAAGUUAAAAGAAAAUUAAAGAACCAGAACAAAAAUAAAGAGAACCAAGAGUUGAAGCAAGAAAAAGAGGGGAAAGAAAAUACCAGAGUAACAAAUUUGACAGUUAAUACUGCACUAGAUUGCUCAGAAAAGACCAGAGAGGAGGGGAAUUUUAGAAAAUCUUUUAGCCCCAAAGAUGAUACUUCGUUACAUUUAUUUCAUAUCUCCACAGGUAAAUCUCCUAAGCAUUCUUGUGGACUUAGUGAAAAGCAGUCAACACCACUAAAACAAGAACAUACUAAAACAUGUUUAUCACCAGGAAGUUCUGAAAUGUCAUUACAGCCUGAUCUUGUUCGGUAUGAUAACACGGAAUCUGAAUUCUUGCCAGAAAGUUCAAGUGUAAAAUCUUGUAAGCAUAAGGAAAAAAGUAAACAUCAGAAAGAUUUCCACUUAGAAUUUGGUGAAAAGUCAAAUGCCAAAGUAAAGGAUGAAGAUCAUAGUCCAACAUUCGAAAAUUCAGAUUGCACACUGAAAAAAAUGGAUAAAGAGGGUAAAACGUUAAAAAAGCAUAAAUUGAAGCAUAAAGAGAGAGAAAAAGAAAAGCAUAAAAAAGAAAUUGAAGGUGAAAAGGAAAAAUACAAAAAUAGAGACAGUGCUAAAGAGCUGCAGCGGAGUGUAGAAUUUGAUAGAGAAUUUUGGAAAGAGAAUUUUUUUAAAAGUGAUGAGACUGAAGAUCUGUUUUUAAAUAUGGAACAUGAGUCCUUAACAGAAAAAAAAUCAAAAUUGGAAAAAAAUAUAAAAGAUGAUAAAUCAACCAAGGAAAAGUAUGUUUCAAAAGAGAGGAAUUUUAAAGAAGAACGAGAGAAGAUUAAAAAGGAAAGUGAGAAAUCUUUCAGGGAAGAAAAAAUAAAAGAUUUGAAAGAAGAAAGAGAGAACAUACCGAUAGAUAAAGAAACAGAAUGCAGUUCUUUAGGAACAAAUGCCAGUGAAGAAUCUAUAGGAUUACACUCAAUGGAAAAGGAAGCAGAGAUGGAAAAACAAGAAAAACAUAUAAAAGAAAGUAAGGAAAAAUCUGAGAGGCGGUUUCAAACUAAAGAAAAGGAUGUUGAGAAGACUGAAAGAAAAAAUUCUGAAAAAGAAAAGAAAACCAAACAUGAGCAUAAGUCAGAGAAAGACAAGUUAGAUCUUAGUGACUGUAUUGAUAGAAUAAAAGAAAAAGACAAGCUGUAUUCACAUCACACCGAGAGGUGCCAUAAAGAAGGCGAGAAGAUAAAAAAUACCACCACCGUGAAAAAAACUGAAGAUAGAGAGAAAAGUAGAGAAAAAAUGGAUAGAAAACAUGACAAAGAAAAACCUGAAAAAGAGAGGCAUCUAGCAGAAAACAAAGAAAAGCACUUGAUAGAAAAAAAAAACAAACAAGCAGACAAUAGUGACUAUGCUAAAUCAGAAAAAAGCAAAAAUAAAGACAGGGAGGUAGAUAAAAAGGAAAAAUCUAGAGAUAAGGAAGGCGUAAAUAUAACUAUUUCCAAACACUUCCAGGAAGAGAAAAAGUCAAGUAUAGCAGACAGUAGUAAAGCACAACAUGAAAAAACUUUAUCCCUUAAAGAAAAAACAAAAGAUGAACCUUUGAAAACCCCAGAUGGAAAAGAAAAAGAUAAAAAAGAUAAAGAUAUAGACAGAUACAAAGAACGAGACAAGCAUAAGGAUAAAAUUCAACUAAAUAGUUUACUCAAACUAAAAUCUGAAGCAGAUAAGCCUAAACUUAAGUCAUCACCAGCCUCAAAAGAUACUCGACCUAAAGAAAAGAGGUUAGUGAACGAUGAUUUAAUGCAGACAAGUUUUGAACGAAUGCUAAGCCUUAAAGACCUAGAAAUAGAGCAGUGGCACAAAAAACAUAAGGAAAAAAUUAAGCAAAAAGAAAAGGAGCGGUUGAGAAAUCGUAAUUGUUUAGAACUUAAAGUAAAAGAGAAAGAAAAAACAAAGCACGUACUAGCUGAGUCCAAAAAUAAAGAACUUACUAGGUCAAAGAGUUCAGAGUUGACUGAUGCUUAUACCAAGGAGAAGCAGUCUAAAGAUGCUAUAAGUGGCAGAUCACAAUCUGUUGAUGCCAAAAAUAUAACAAAUUUAGGGAAAUCAUCUUUUGUUUCAGAUAAUAGCUUAAACAGAUCUCCUAGAUCAGAAAGUGAAAAGCCAGGUCUCAGCUCCAGAUCAGUAUCCAUGAUUUCAGUUGCUAGCUCAGAAGAUUCCUGCCAUACUACAGUGACGACCCCCAGGCCCCCAGUUGAGUAUGACUCUGACUUUAUGUUAGAGGGUUCGGAUUCCCAAAUGUCCUUUUCCCAGUCACCUUUUUUGCCAGUUGCCAAAUCUCCUGCCCUUCAUGAAAGGGAAUUAGAUAGCUUGGCUGAACUUCCAGAGAGGAUUAAACCACCAUAUACAAGCAGACUUCCAACAUCCCAUCUCCGAUCAUCUUCGGUGGAAGAUGUUAAACUAGUUAUAAAUGAGGGGAGACCAACCAUAGAAGUUCGAAGAUGUAGCAUGCCAUCUGUCAUUUGUGAACAUACAAAACAAUUCCAAACAAUAUCAGAAGAAAGCAGUCAAGGUGGCUUAGCUGUGCCAAGAGAUAUUUGUCCUUCUCCCAAAUCCGAGGUGUCCUCAAAUGUGCCUGAAAGAGAACUUUCAAAUGUGUCUAACAUACAUUCUAGUUUGGCAGCCUCUCCAACUAGAUCUGUAAGCAGCAAGUAUAUUUCAGCUGAUAUAAAUGUUAUCAAGAGUACUGCUCCAGUGGGUGCUUUAAUGGACAGUCCUGUACAUUCAGAGCCAUCUAAUCAGGUUGGUGUGAUCCAAAAUAAAUCAUGGGAGGUACCUGUUGACAGACUGGAGUCAUUAAGCACCAGUGACUUGAUCUGCCCAAAUUCUAGUACACCUGAUCAAGAUUCUUCUGUUCAGGGUUUUUGUAAUUCUGAAAACAAAAUAUUGAAAGAACAGAACACUGAUUUUUUAUCCCUGCACCAGGCUGAGCUGCCAGGAAACUCUUGUGCUCAGGACCCAGCGUCCUUUCUGCCUUCACAACAACCUUGCUCUUUCCACAGCCAAUCACUUUCAGAUGCUGAAUCUAUUUCUAAACAUAUGUCUAUGUCCUAUAUUGCCAAUCAAGAGCCGGGUAUUUUACAGCAGAAAAAUGUCAUUCAAAUUAUCAAUUCUGUUUUAGAUACUGAUAAUGAAUCUGCGAAAGAGAUGGAGAAUACUUUUGUCCUAUCAGAUGUUCAAAAGACAGAUGCCUUUGUCCCAGUGUACUCUGAAAGCACUGUUCAAGAAGCAUCACCAAAUUUUGAAAAGGCUAAUACUUUGCCUGUAUUACCAUCAGAAAAAGACUUUAGUGGAAGCGAUGCCUCUUCCCAGCUAAAUACACAUUACACAUUUAGCAAACUAAUAUAUAAGUCUUCCAGUGGCCAUGAGGUUGAAAAUAGCACUUCUGAAUUUCAGGUUAUUUCACAUGAAAAAGAAAACAAACUGGAGAGUUUGGUUUUAACUCAUUUGAGUGAUAAAUGUGAUUCUGAUUUAUGUGAAAUGAGUACAGGGAUGCCAAAAGGAAAUCUGAAUGAACAAGAUAAUCCAAAACAUUGCCCUGAAGGGGAAAAGUGUUUGCUUUCCAUUGAAGAUGAAGAAUCACAACAAAGCACUUUAUCAAGUCUGGAAAACCAUUUACAACAGUCAUCUCAACCAGAGAUGCAUAAAUAUGGUCAAGUAGGUAAAGUAGAAUUAGAAGAAAAUGCUGAAGAUGAUAAAACUGAAAACCAAGUUCCUCAAAGGAUGACUAGAAACAAAGCAAGUACAGUGGCAAAUCAAAGCAAACAGAUUCUUGCUAGCUGUACGCUGCUACCAGAAAAAGACAGCGAAUCUUCAUCUCCUAGAGGAAGAAUAAGAUUGACUGAAGAAGAUGAUCCUCAGAUUCACCACCCACGGAAAAGGAAAGUGUCACGGGUACCUCAGCCUGUGCAAGUGAGUCCCUCUUUACUACAGGCAAAAGAGAAAACUCAGCAGUCUCUCGCAGCCAUCGUAGAUUCUCUGAAACUAGAUGAGAUUCAGCCGUACAGUUCAGAGAGAGCAAAUCCGUAUUUCGAAUACUUGCACAUACGGAAAAAAAUUGAGGAAAAGCGCAAAUUGUUAUGUAGUGUUAUUCCUCAAGCGCCUCAGUAUUACGAUGAAUAUGUGACAUUUAAUGGAUCGUAUCUCCUGGAUGGAAACCCCUUAAGCAAGAUUUGCAUUCCCACAAUUACACCACCACCUUCACUGUCAGAUCCACUUAAAGAGCUUUUUCGGCAACAGGAAGUUGUAAGAAUGAAACUACGUUUGCAACACAGUAUUGAAAGGGAAAAACUCAUUGUAUCCAAUGAACAGGAAGUUCUACGAGUUCAUUACAGAGCUGCAAGAACAUUGGCAAAUCAAACACUGCCAUUUAGCGCAUGCACUGUGUUACUGGACGCAGAAGUGUACAGUGUGCCACUGGACGCUCAGUCUGAUGACAGUAAAACUUCUGUGAGGGAUCGCUUUAAUGCAAGACAGUUCAUGUCUUGGUUACAAGAUGUGGAUGAUAAAUUUGACAAAUUAAAGACCUGUCUUUUAAUGAGGCAACAACAUGAAGCUGCAGCUUUAAACGCCGUCCAGAGGUUAGAAUGGCAGCUCAAACUCCAGGAACUUGAUCCUGCCACCUAUAAAUCUAUCAGCAUUUAUGAAAUCCAGGAGUUUUAUGUUCCCCUUGUCGACGUUAAUGAUGACUUUGAAUUGACUCCUAUAUAGCGGCCAUUCCUUCCGGUGUUUUCAUCUUAAACUCAUGCAGCUCGAGAGUAUUAAACUGUGGAACACUGCCUUUUGAGAAAAAUACUGCUAUUAUGCCUUUACGGUUGUUAGUAAAGUUUGACUAAAGUUGGUUAUGUAGUAAACACUGUCAUUUUAUAAAAAAAUGAAAAAAAUUAUUUUGGAUCCUAGAUCCAAACAGUUUCUAACUGAAAUCUCUUAUUUAUGUUGGUGAGAGGUAACUAUUGCAUUAGAGCAUGUUGGCAGACUGGUAGGUAUUUUAAAAGCUGAGAAUCUGCUAACAGCACUGGAAGUUGUUAGCAGUCUUAAGUAACAAGAUAACCACUAGUAUUCAAAUCUUUCAAGUUUUAUUGGAAUAUAUUGGUAAACUUAAAGGUUCAAUUCCUACCAAAUAGUUUCUAAUGUGGAAGAAAAACUUGGCACAAAAUUUCUUCAGUUUAUUUUAUCUGUAAAUUAAUUGUACAGUUUUCUUUUCAAAAGUUUCAAUAUUGUCUUCCUUUUUAAUAACUUAUUUUAUACAUAUUGUGCAGAUGUAAAUCUUGUAAUUAAUGGUCAAAAUGUAUACAAAGGGAUUGGUAGUCAAAACAUGUACAAAGAAAUAAUUGUAAAGCUGUUGUGUCUAAUGUUUUAUUGGACCAAAGUUGUAGUUUGUAUGGAGUGUAGUAGUAAUGUGUUCAGGUAGCAAAACUUCUAAAUAAGGCAUGCAUGUGUUUGAGUUAGCUUGUUUUCAUCACCAGAAUUGUAAAGGUUGUGACUUAGUUGUAUUGCAUGCUUCCUAUAAUUUAACUCUCCAUAAGCGAUGCCUAAAGUAGUGUAGGGUGUUUCAUGCCAGUCUCGUGGGGUAGUACCUGUGACUCACUAUGCUGGACACAUAGCUCUUUUUUCAUCUCGCAGUAGAAGCUAUUCCCCCUCCCAAAAUGCCUUUGAAUGAAAAUUCUGAAAUUGUAAAUGUCUAUUUUAAUACUCAAGUAUGAAAGAAUCUGUGAAUAUAUGUAAAUAUGUUUAAUAAAUUUUAUUGGUCAUGUUAAA
Ailuropoda melanoleuca (giant panda) is the source of this 7588-nucleotide messenger RNA. It is a transcript of the gene ANKRD12, whose product is annotated as ankyrin repeat domain 12. Gene Ontology annotation, molecular function: protein binding. Gene Ontology annotation, cellular component: nucleoplasm. NCBI's taxonomy places the organism in Eukaryota, Metazoa, Chordata, Mammalia, Carnivora, Ursidae. The record is from RefSeq and is a predicted model, not a curated record. Bases 359 to 6541 code for a protein of 2060 amino acids. The transcript is spliced from 13 exons.